Daphnia magna is the source of this 1073-nucleotide messenger RNA. Its product is annotated as general transcription factor IIE subunit 2. NCBI's taxonomy places the organism in Eukaryota, Metazoa, Arthropoda, Branchiopoda, Diplostraca, Daphniidae. The transcript is spliced from 5 exons. Gene Ontology annotation, cellular component: transcription factor TFIIE complex. Bases 116 to 958 code for a protein of 280 amino acids. The record is from RefSeq and is a predicted model, not a curated record. Gene Ontology annotation, biological process: transcription initiation at RNA polymerase II promoter.
UCUGCUUGUUUAGAAUUGUAGUGGUUGUUGUCGUUAAGACGUUUCGGAACCUAUUUAUUUGUUCCUUUGCAAUAUUUUUCUGUCAGUAAGUUCAGAGCGUUAAAACAUUCGAAAUAUGGAUCCCGCAUUACUGCGAGAACGCGAGGCUUUUAAGAAGAGAGCUCUUGCCACACCAGUGGUUGAAAAUAAAAAGAAAAAAGAAUCGACAGAGGAUGAAACAAAAAAGAAAACAAAACCACCACCAAAAUCCACUGCUGUGGCACCCCGGAUAGAUGCUACAAACUACAAGCAUAUGUCAGGGAGCUCCCAAUAUAAAUUUGGUGUACUAGCCAAAAUUGUGAAGCACUUAAAAACAUUACACCAGGAUGGGGCUGACCAUGCAUUAACUUUAGAAGACAUCCUUGAUGAAACUAAUCAACUUGAUGUUGGCAUGAAAAUUUCACAGUGGUUGCGAACCGAAGCUUUGGCUAGCAAUCCAAAGAUUGAGGUGACCUCUGAUGGCAGGUACAUGUUCAAGCCACCUUACAGAAUAAGGGAUCGCAAGGGUCUCCUGAAGCUCUUAAGACAAACCGAUUUAAAAGGCUUUGGAGGUAUUCUUCUGGAUGACAUUCAAGAAUCCUUACCCAACCACGAAAAGAUUUUGAAAAUACUUGACAAAGAUAUCGUCUACAUCACCAGGCCCAUUGAUAAGAAGAAAAUAUUGUUUUAUAACGAUAAGACAGCCCAUAUGCCCAUCGAUGAUGAAUUUCAAAAGCUUUGGCGAUCUGUCGCUGUUGACGGAAUCGACGACAAUAAAAUCGAGGAAUAUUUGGAGAAGCAAGGCAUUCGCUCUAUGCAAGAUACCAGCCUGAAAGUCAUGCCUUCCAAACUGAAACGGAAAGCUGCACCUAAGAAACGAACUUUUAAGAAACCACGUGAUAAUGAACAUCUUAAAGAGAUUUUAGAAGAAUAUGAAUAAUCGUGAAGUCAUUUCAUACCCGCAUUAGUAUGAUGACAUUUUAAAUUUGUAUUUUACAAGAAAACGCAAAAUCGAUGAUUUGAAGUAAAACAAAAAUAUAACACCUAAAUAACAA